AUGGCAGAUUAUGAUCAAGAGAAUGUGGAAGUCUGUAAAGAUGUUGUCAAGACAAAAGAGGGAAUUAGUUGUUUAGCACUUUACCACUCCUCUGUUGGCAGGUUCCCUAAUGCACUGGGGGCUUUGAUUUACCCUGUGCAUGGUCAAGGGGAACUCCCACAAGUGUUUUGCCGCCAUGCUGCUGUCAAAGGCUCUCUGUAUGUUCUGCGAAUGGCUGUGAAUGCUCUGCUUAUAGACAAGGCCAGUAACAGUUGUAAAGGGGUUAAGAUAGCUUCUGGUCUGGAGCUAUCCAGCCAUCAGCUCUGUAUCCUGAACAGGUGA
Molecule: messenger RNA, 321 nt
Organism: Ilex paraguariensis (yerba mate)
Lineage: Eukaryota; Viridiplantae; Streptophyta; Magnoliopsida; Aquifoliales; Aquifoliaceae
Source: the annotation of a GenBank genome assembly